CGAGGCACGCGCCGCCGCCGGCGACGGAGGCGCCGCACCCGUCGUCUCCCCGGGCCGCUCGGGACCCGGAAUGGCGCGCGCCCCGUCCGCCGCUCGUUCGUCGGCCUGCCACCCGGGGCGCACGAGCGCCCGGUCCCACACGACUCCACCGUCGCCACCCCUGCGCCGCUCGUUCCCCCGCGAACUCCGCGCGGCACGGGGAUGGAUGGCUAGUCGGGGCGUUAAUUGGGUCGCUUCAUCCUUUCCUCUUCCCUCCUCUUUCUCUUCUCGCGCGCGCACUGCCUCUACCUCGUCUGCGGCCUCCGGUCGGGUUCCUUCCAUAUCUGGAUAACCUAUAAAGAUAUUGGCACCCUUCAAUGUGAUUUGGUUUGCAAAGGAUGUGUUCUCCAGGAUAUUGACAGUUUAGCUUCUGGGUAACCAUAUUGUCUGGUGGAUUUUUCUCAUACUGUGAUACAAUGGGGAAACACUCUAUUGAAUCUGGGGUUAGUAUGCUCCUGCAUGGAGACUUGGACAUACAGAUAAUUGAAGCAAAAUGUCUCCCCAAUAUGGAUCUCAUGACAGAAAGGAUGCGAAAAUGUUUUACUGGGUAUGGAGCUUGCAGCACUGACUGUGGGAAGUCUGAUGCACACCCAGACAUGAGGAAGAUCAUUACUAGUGAUCCGUAUGUUUCAGUUUGCCUCUCAGGAGCAACGGUGGCACAAACUCGAGUCAUUGCCAACUCGGAGAACCCUAAAUGGGAGGAACAUUUCUAUGUUCAAGUUGCACAUUCAGUUAGCAGAGUUGAGUUUCUUGUAAAGGACAAUGAUGUUUUCGGGGCAGAGCUUAUCGGUGUUGCUUCAGUACCAGUUGAGCAGAUCGCACCAGGUGAUAUGGUCACUGGCUGGUUUCCAAUUGCUGGUCAGUACAGUAAUCCUAUGAAGCCGUCUCCUGAACUGCAUUUGUCUAUCCAGUAUAAGACAAUCGACACGAACCCAUUAUACAAAGAUGGAGUUGGUGCUGAUGGUCGUCAGAGUGUUGGUGUCCCAAAUGCAUAUUUCCCUCUUAGGAAGGGUGGUAUGGUCACACUAUAUCAAGAUGCUCAUGUUCCUGAUGAUUUCCGACCUCAAAUUGAGAUCGAUGGUGGGAGGACAUAUGAACAAAACAAAUGCUGGGAAGAUAUUUGUCAUGCAAUCAUUGAGGCUCAUCAUCUCAUCUACAUAGUCGGCUGGUCCUUGUAUCACCCUGUGAGGCUUGUAAGGGAAUCAUCAAAACCUGUUCCUAAUGGAAACCCACUAACAAUUGGGGAACUUUUGAAGCGCAAAGUUCAAGAAGGAGUCCGUGUUAUAGUGUUACUUUGGGAUGACAAAACAUCACAUGAUAAAUUUCUCUUAAAAACGGAUGGGCUCAUGCAUACACAUGAUGAGGAAGCUCGCAAAUUUUUCAGGCAUUCAGGUGUCCAUUGUGUGUUGUCUCCUCGCUAUGCUAGCAACAAACUUAGCAUUUUCAAGCAGCAGGUUGUAGGAACUUUGUUUACACACCAUCAGAAAUGUGUCAUUGUAGACACCCAAGCCACAGGAAACAAUCGAAAAAUAACUUCUUUUAUUGGUGGUCUAGACUUGUGUGAUGGCAGAUAUGAUACACCUGAACACAGGCUUUUCAAGGAUUUAGAUACUAUUUUCAAGGAUGAUUUCCAUAACCCCACAUUCCCUGUUAAUAAGAUUGGACCCAGACAACCAUGGCACGAUUUACAUUGCAAAAUUGAGGGUCCUGCUGCAUAUGAUAUACUUACAAACUUUGAACAGAGAUGGAGAAAAUCUGCAAAAUGGAAAGUCAGUGUCAGAAGAGCUGUAAGUUGGCAUCAUGAUACAUUGGUAAAAAUAGAUCGGAUGUCGUGGAUUGUUUCACCCUCUGCGGAUGAAUUAAAUGCACAUGUUUGUGAUGAAAAGGAUCCUGAAAACUGGCAUGUACAGGUUUUCCGGUCAAUUGAUUCUGGAUCUGUAAAAGGAUUCCCAAAACUUGUUCAAGAGGCUGAAUCCCAGAAUCUUGUCUGUGCAAAGAAUCUGCAGAUAGACAAGAGCAUACACAAUGCUUAUAUUAAAGCCAUCAGAUCUGCACAGCACUUUGUCUAUAUUGAAAACCAGUACUUUAUUGGAUCUUCAUACUACUGGUCUGCACACAGAAGUGCAGGUGCCGAGAACCUAAUACCAAUUGAAUUGGCCAUAAAGAUUGCAAGAAAGAUUAAGGCAAAGGAGAGGUUUGCAGCAUAUAUUGUUAUACCAAUGUGGCCUGAAGGCAAUCCGACUACUGCUGCUAUGCAGGAGAUCCUCUAUUGGCAGGGGCAUACUAUGUCCAUGAUGUACAAGAUUGUCGCAGAUGCUCUUCGAAAGGAGGGUUUACAUGAAAGUCAUCCACAGGAGUACCUGAACUUCUAUUGCCUUGGCAAGCGCGAAGUCUCGAGUGAUGUUUCAUCAAUGAACACUUCCAAUGAGAACUCUGCAAUGCGUUUGGCCCAGAAGUUCAGGAGGUUCAUGAUCUACGUGCACUCAAAAGGGAUGAUUGUUGACGAUGAGUACGUGCUCAUUGGAUCGGCCAACAUAAACCAGAGAUCCAUGGAUGGCUCACGGGACACGGAGAUCGCCAUGGGUGCGUACCAGCCUCACUACAGCUGGGCUGGAAGCGGCAGCCCUCCACGAGGACAGGUGUACGGGUACAGGAUGUCUCUUUGGGCAGAGCACCUUGGCACGGUGGAGGAGUGCUUCCGCCAGCCAGAGUCCGAGGAGUGCGUGCAGCGGGUGAACCAGGUGGCGGAUGACAACUGGGCGAGCUACGUCUCACCACAGAUGGAGGAUAUGAAGGGCCAUCUCAUGAGGUACCCCGUGAAGGUCGAGCAAGACGGGAGGGUGGGGCCGUUGCCUGGGCAGGAGAGCUUCCCGGAUGUCGGUGGCAAGGUGCUGGGCACCCACUCAUCGCUCCCCAACGCACUGACGACGUGAGGUGGAUGGAGGUUGAAGCUCGAAGAUGCUCGUCAGCAUUAUCUCAAGUGGUUGAUGCUUAAGAAAAGUUCGACCAUCUGAUGUUUGGCAUUAAUUAAGGCUGUUUGUAUGUAUAUAUACGGUGAAAAAGAGAUGGCGCAUGAUACAGUUUUGCAUAAUACAAUGCCUUUCGGGCAUUGUAAUUAGGCUGGGGCUCAAUGCCAUAUGCUGUUCGAUAUGUUGGUUGUUCACGUUUGUAAGAAUCUCGUCAUGUUAAACUAGGCAGCCGGACUGCUUGAAGGAGAGGGAUAAAGGAGGCUUUGUUCAUGCGGCAA
Panicum virgatum (switchgrass) is the source of this 3286-nucleotide messenger RNA. Its product is annotated as phospholipase D delta-like. The record is from RefSeq and is a predicted model, not a curated record. Gene Ontology annotation, biological process: phosphatidylcholine metabolic process; phospholipid catabolic process. Gene Ontology annotation, cellular component: plasma membrane. The transcript is spliced from 11 exons. Gene Ontology annotation, molecular function: calcium ion binding; D-type glycerophospholipase activity. Bases 456 to 2972 code for a protein of 838 amino acids. NCBI's taxonomy places the organism in Eukaryota, Viridiplantae, Streptophyta, Magnoliopsida, Poales, Poaceae.